ACUAUUAUCGUCGGCGCAUUGGUCGCGCACACAGACGCAAUAAAUAGCAGACGCAACACGUGAACGAGUUUCGCUCGCGAGAAUCCCGCGAUAAAUGUCAUGCCGAGCGGCCGUCUGACAAUUUCACGUCGCGCUCGCGCCAGCUGAUGCCGGACGAUCCCGAGAUUCGCGUGUCGCUCUGAACGCUCUCUGCUGUCUGUGAGGAAUCGUGGCCGUUCGCUCUUCGGUAACGACGACGACGACGACGACAACGUGCCCCUGUCAGAAUGCGUGUCGACACGUGCAUUCUGCUGCUCUAUCUGCCGCUCGCGAUUUUCGGCGGCGCCGAAAAAAACGAGAGUUCCUUCGUGGCAACGCACGAGUGGCAGACAGUGAAAAAGGGAACCCCUAUUCCUAAGGGACUUCAUGUAAGACAUAAUUUUGGAACUGGAGUAACAGAGGCCAAAUUGAUGGAUGACACGGAGGAAGACGAUGAGAAUGCAAACCAAUCAAAUUCCAAAUCAUUGACGCUGCAUCCGGACAAAUCGGUCUUAGAAAAUGAAGAGCCAGAUCCUGUAAAAAUAAAGAAGGUUUUAAAGAGGGAAUCUUUAAAAUUUCCUAUUGAUGAGCUGAAAGCAAGAUUGAAGAAGCUUAAGCAAGAUGAAGCGGAAGAUGUAUCAGAUGAUGAAGAAAUUCAACCAAAAAGUGAGAAGCGUUUCAAACGUUUUUACGAAACUUUAAAAGAAGAACUUAAUGCUCUUAAAGUCAAUGUUACGAGCGAUUCGGAAUUAUUAAAGAAGUUUUUCCAGAAAUUCCAAACUUAUAAAAGUAGUGUCACUACUGGAACGUUAACCAGUAUAGAGAUUGAAGAAGUAUUGGACAUUUUGAACAAUUUGGAAUACCUUCUUCAUCAAAUAGAUAAUGCUAAAAUAUUUUCAGACAUGGAUGGACUGACUAAGAUCAUAUCGCCAUGUCUCAAUGGAACUAACAAUGAAAUUAAAUCGGAAGCGUUACGUCUUCUCGGAGCAGCUGCCCAAUCAAAUCCGAAAGUGCAAGCUAAGGCAUUAGAAAAUGAUUUUAUCCAAAAAGUAUUACACGUCUUGUCUACAAAUAAUAAAAUUGAAGUAAAAUCUAGAUGUCUCUUCGCUCUAAGUGCCUUAAUACGCCAGUUUCCUGCUGCUCAGAAAGCUUGGAUCGAUCAUGGCGGUUUGCAGUUACUUGGGAAAAUUAUGUAUGAUGAUCAAUUACAAAUACAAAUGAAAGCAAUGAAACUAAUUAACGAUCUAACGAUCGAAAGACGGAACUUGGAAGAUAUUUACGAUGCUGAGCAGCGUCAACAGAAAAUGAGGGAGUAUGCUAUCACGGAUUUCGAACAAAGAUUACUGAGGCACGAUUAUUGUAAACUCUUAAGUAACUUGAUGGUCAAGUGUUUCAAAGAAAAGUUAACUGGCCAAUUUAGCAUAGAAAAUAACGAUUUUCUUGAAGUAGUUUCAGACAGCAUGAUCACGGUCUCUCCCAUUUGUAAAACUGAAUUUAAGAACAUUAAGCUCCUACUUUUACCCGUGAUAGAUAAUCUCUUACACUUUUAUCAAAAUCCUAAUAUUAAACUCACUGUGGAUGAAACUGACGUUUUAAAGAGUUUAAUAUUAUUGAUCGAGAGAUUAAAAAUUUCUAUUUUUGAUGCACCUCAUGAUGAACUAUGAAUAUAUUUUGAGUUAAUAUCUAAGAUAAUUGAAAAAAAAAUAUAUACGAAAGUAUAUAGAAGACUAAAUUCCAGUCUUAUGUUAAUAAAUACACAAUUGUGUGCAAUAGCAUAGAGCUAAUUCAAUAUGCAUUUAUUAUAUUCAAUGUAAAAAAUUUUGUGAAAAAAGAAAAUUAAUUAUUGUCUCAUAAUAAUCAUUGCAAUAAUUUUGAAAAAGAAAAUAUAUAUUUGCGAAUGAAUGGCUAGCUACAAUUUACAGAUUUUAAAGAAAAUCUGUUUAUAAAAAAAAUUAAUAUUUUGUUAUUCUCUCCAAACGUCAUUAUAUUCCUACUGUAAAUAGCUCAUCAUAUUUACAUUAGAUUGAUCAAUGGAACAAGGUAUUCGUCUCUUGUAUUCAAAGUAUGAAAUACUAGUCAUUAGAUAUCAAUUAAAUUUUAAUUCAUUAUUUAAAUGGCAUAGUAAUGUUUUUAUUAGUUUUUUUUGUAUUGUAAAAAUUUCCUUUCGAUUGGCCUAUCAAUUAAAUGUAAACGCUCGACCAUUUUCUCAAGAGACGGGAACUUUUGAUAUUUGAUUUAAUCAUGUAGUUCAAUUAAUAUUUUAUGUGUACACCUCACAAUUAGAUUGAGGGACAACUACAAAAAAAAUAUCAUUUGAAAAAUAAAGUGACUGAAAUAUAUGUGUACAUAAUAUGUAAGACUUUAGUUGUCUGGCUGUCAACAUAGUGAAUACGAAAAACUGUUGUUUUUUCUGUUUUAGAAAUAAUUAUUUAAUAAAUUAUUUUGUACCGAUUAUGUGCUACAUCUUAUUGCCCGAAAAUUUCUCCCAUACAGCAUAUAUAUAUAUAUAUAUAUAUAUAAAAUAUAAUAUAAAAAAAGGAAAAUAUGAAAAAUCGUAGAAUAGUAUAUUUUAUUUACAAAUCAUGGCGAAUUAAAGAUUACAUAGAUAUGAACAGUUUCAUUUAUAUAACUGUAUAAUACAUAGAAAAUAUUUUUGUAAAAGAUGUUUAUUUUAUAACCAGUUUUCCCCCAACUAGGGUCUCUAUUUACAGGUGUAGGAAAGAGCACUCCUGUAUCAUGCAUUACGAAUGAAAUAAUACCUUGUUUUCACCUGUUAAGUACAAGGAUUGCGUUAUUUUAUGCAAUUCAUAAAGUAUGAACAUUGCGCAUGAUACACGAGGCUACAUCAAGAGAAUAUUACAACAGCUAAAUUCUUUCCGGAAGUUCCACUCGUCUUUACAAAUUGAAAAUUUAACAAGGUCUAUAUCUCAUAGGUAUAUUUAUCUAAAUUUUAUCUGAGUCAUAUACCUAAAUAUCUAACAGAAUAAGAAGCUCGAUCUCUGACAAAGAUACACGAUAGGUAUCUUUUAUUGAUAUACU
Solenopsis invicta (red fire ant) is the source of this 3057-nucleotide messenger RNA. RefSeq names its product nucleotide exchange factor Sil1 (gene Sil1). The transcript is spliced from 4 exons. The record is from RefSeq and is a predicted model, not a curated record. Bases 267 to 1682 code for a protein of 471 amino acids. NCBI's taxonomy places the organism in Eukaryota, Metazoa, Arthropoda, Insecta, Hymenoptera, Formicidae.